Nicrophorus vespilloides is the source of this 2128-nucleotide messenger RNA. RefSeq names its product beta-glucuronidase. Bases 154 to 2103 code for a protein of 649 amino acids. Gene Ontology annotation, biological process: glucuronoside catabolic process; carbohydrate metabolic process. Gene Ontology annotation, molecular function: beta-glucuronidase activity; carbohydrate binding. The record is from RefSeq and is a predicted model, not a curated record. The transcript is spliced from 10 exons. Lineage: Eukaryota; Metazoa; Arthropoda; Insecta; Coleoptera; Silphidae.
AUUGCAGUUGAAUUAAUACGCGGUUUGUUGCGAUGAAAACGAGGAAGUACGAUUUUGUGGAGCGAUGAAUAAUUCAAACGCGUUGAAUAAAUCAAUUUUGAAAUACAACAAAAAAAAACACUGACACUUUCUGUUUUGUUUUGAAGCUUCGGCAUGGAGUUUAGAUUAUCAUGGAUGUUGACGGAAUUUUGCUUCCUCGUCUGUUGCAUUUCGUUUGCAAAAUGUGGGAUUUUGUACCCGCAAGAGUCCGAGACGAGGGAGGUGAAGAGUCUGGAUGGAUUGUGGAAUUUCGCUGUUUCAUCGUACUACAAUAAAUUGAUCGGGUUUUCGGAGCAUUGGUACAAAAAGGACAUAUCGAAAUUGGAGCAUAUUGAGAGCAUGCUGAUGCCUGUGCCAUCGAGUUACAACGAUAUAACGCAAAACGCAGACAUCAGAGAUCACGUCGGAUUGGUUUGGUAUCAAAGAGCGUUCUUCGUACCAAAAUCUUGGAUGUACCAAGGAGUAUGGUUGAGAUUCGGCUCAGUGUCUUACGCAGCGCAAGUGUGGAUCAACGGUAAUUACACUAUGAACCACGAGAUCGGGCAUCUGCCUUUCGAGAAGGAGAUUUCCAGAUUCAUCAAAUUCGGUGAAGAGAAUUAUGUGACUGUCGCCUGCGACAACACUCUGUUACCAGACACGAUUCCUCAAGGCUCCUUGCGAGAAGUCCAGACAGAGAAUGGCAAAAAGUUGAUGCAGUCCUACAGCUUCGAUUUCUUCAAUUACGCGGGAAUCCAUAGACCGGUUACUUUGUACGCAAAACCUCACAGCUUUAUAUCAGACAUAACAGUGAUUACGGAUGUGGACGACGAUGAAGAGACCGGCAUCGUGAAUUACAACAUUAGCUACGCUUCUAACAUCGAUUUGUUAGUAAACGUGACUCUUCUGGAUGCAAGUGGUAAUACUGUUGCCAGCGAUGAUGGUCUGGGUUACAAUGAAGGCGCUCUUUACGUGCGAUUCGCUAAACUUUGGUGGCCUUACUUGAUGCAUCCAGAACCAGGAUACUUGUACACUCUUCUCGUGCAACUGCUGACGCCUCAAGGAGAAUUGAAGGAUGUUUAUCGUCAGAAAAUUGGGAUCAGGAAGAUCACCUGGACGAACACCAGUCUCUUGAUGAACGGAAAACCGUUGUAUCUGCAAGGUUUCGGCAAACACGAGGACGCUGAUAUCAGAGGAAAAGGUUUAGAUUUACCGACGAUCAUGAAGGAUUACAACUUGAUCAAAUGGAUUGGUGGAAAUGCUUUCCGCACUUCUCACUAUCCUUACGCCGAAGAGAUCAUGGAUUUGGCGGAUAAAUUCGGGAUUAUGGUUAUAGAUGAAUGCCCGAGCGUUGAUACAGAACUCUUCUCUUUAUCUUUGUUGGAGAAGCAUAAGAAAUCAUUGACAGAAUUAAUAAAACGCGACAAAAAUAGACCUAGCGUUAUAGCUUGGUCCAUAGCGAACGAACCGAGAACCCAAUCCGAGCAAGCUGGAAUCUAUUUCGGGGAAGUGGCCAAUCAUACAAGGAACUUAGACUCAACUAGACCAAUCACUUUAGCUGUAGCCCGAGGAGUCUACGAAGAUAAAUCCGGAGAACAUCUUGAUUUCAUCAGCUUCAACCGAUACAACGCUUGGUACAGCAACGGAGGUCAACUGGACAUGAUCCAGAAUUACGUGAUCAGCGAAGCCUCGGCUUGGCACGAGAAGUACAAUAAGCCAGUUUUGAUGUCGGAAUACGGAGGAGACACCAUGCCCGGUCUUCACAUACAUCCAGCUUACAUUUGGUCCGAAGAAUACCAAGUGCAAUUACUCUCCAAGCAUUUCCAGGCCUUCGAUCAUCUGAGGAGGCAGGAAUGGUUCAUCGGGGAAUUCAUAUGGAACUUCGCCGACUUCAAAACCGCUCAAACUUAUACAAGGGUUGGAGGAAACAGGAAAGGCUUGUUCACGAGGACGAGACAACCAAAGACUGCCGCUUUUCAUGUGCGGAAACGCUACAUGCAUUUAGCAAAUCAAAUGUACAAUUCGACGCUGCCUGAAGACCUGUACGAUUACGUAGCUCCAUCUACCUAUCAUCACGAUGAACUUUAGACUUAGAUAAAUUUGUACAGGCCUU